ACCGAAACAAAUUUCUUGUAUCAUCAGCUUGGUUGUCCUUCCCUUAUUAGCUGCACAUCAUCAUGCUUACACCAUCGUGUGUAGCAGUGUAGUGACUAGCAUGGAGUCAGAAUAGAGACAAACACACGGCAGCAGCAGCAGCGUCACUGAUCCGUCGCACGCGAAGCAAUACCCCGGUCCCCCGGCCCGUUCUGAUAUAAUUCCGUUCCACACCGACGCGACGCGACGACCGCCUAGCAGAAAAUUCUACCAUGGCGGCCUCAUCAAAGGCGUCGUCGUCGGCGUCCGGCCUCAAGCCGCCCGCCAUGGACGACGCAGCUGGUGCGGCAGCAGCCGUCAGCAAGGCCAGCAAGGGCGGCAGAGGGGCGUUCCUCGCCCACUUCUUCCUCGUGCUCUCCGUCGUCACCCUGUGCGCCGUCGUCUACGCCCCGCGCUUCUUCGUCGUCUCCGGGCCCGCCGCCCCGUACGGCGCCGCCGCCAUCGUCGCAAUAAUCUCCUCCGCGCCCAGGCCCAGCUCCUCCACGAGCCGUACGCCGUCGUCGUCUGCAGCACCAGCACCACCGCUCGGCGGGCCGCUGGAGCAUGGUGCUGGCCGCGGCGGUGCGGCUGCGGCAGACCAGGAACACGGCGGCGGCGCGCUGCAUCAUCAGCAGCAGGUGGUUCUUGACAACCAGGUGGGCUCCCCGUGCUCGUCCCUGCCCAGCCACACCAUCUGCUGCGACCGCUCCGACUACCACUCCGACGUCUGCUUCAUGUCCGGCGACGUGCGCACGGACGCCGCGUCCCUGUCGCUCCUGCUGUUCCCGCCGCCGCAAGGGCAAGGCGCGUCGUCGACGGCUGUGACGGAGGAGCGGAUACGGCCCUACACGCGCAAGUGGGACGCCUACAUCACCAAGACCAUCCACGAGGUCAGGCUCCGCCGGGUGGUCCGGACAGAGGCCGAGGCCGCCGCCGGUGCCGCGCACCGGUGCGACGUGCGGCACGACGCGCCGGUCUUCGUGGUGACGGCGGGCGGGUACAGCCACAACAUGUUCCACGUCUUCAACGACGGGUUCCUGCCGCUGUGGCUGACGGCGCAGCACCUCCGCCGCCGCGUCGUGCUCGCGGUGCUCUCGUACAGCCCGCGGUGGGCGGGGACCUACGGCGAGAUCCUCUCCGGCCUGUCAAGGUACCGCGUCAUCGACCUGCUCAGGGACACGCAGACGCACUGCUUCCCGGGCGCCGUCGUGGGGACCCGCUACCACGACUACCUCGCCGUCAACUCCACCAGGCUCCGGGACAACAGGACCAUCGUCGACUUCCACGACUUCCUCGCCGGCGUGUACGACGACGGCGGCGGCGGCGGCGGAAGCAGCAGCACGACGGAGGAGACGACGCCGGCGCCGCGGGACCGGCGGCCACGGCUCGGGAUCGUGUCGCGCAAGGGGAGGCGGGUGAUCGAGAACCAGGCGGCCGUGGCGGCGCUGGCGGCGUCGGUCGGGUUCGACGUGGACGUCAUGGAGACGGCCACCGGGGUGCCGCUGUCGGCGGUGUACGCGUCGGUGAGCUCGUACGACGCGCUGGUGGGCGUGCACGGCGCCGACCUGACGGCGUUCCUGUUCCUGCGCCCCGGCGGCGGCGGCGCGGCGCUGGUGCAGAUCGCGCCGCUGGGGAUCGCCAUGCUCUCGCGCAACCUCUUCGGCGUGCCGGCGGCGAGGAUGGGGCUGCGCUACGAGCAGUACGACGUGAGCGCGCGCGAGAGCUCGCUGAGCCGCAGGUACCCGGCGGGCCACGUCGUCGUGGCCGACCCGGCGCGGGCGAGGCGGGAGCAGGGGAAGCAGGAGUGGGAGCUUGUGGAGCACGUGUACCUGCGAGGGCAGAACGUGAGCCUGGACCUCGGCAGGUUCCGGGAGACGCUGGCCAGGAUCCACUCCCGACUCCUCAAGGAGCGACAACAACGUCACGUGUCCGCUCCAGAUGCAUCACCGCAAAUAUAGGCGUGUUAGCGUGUACGUACAAUGCUAGAAAUCCUUUACCCCUACCGUUUCUAAAUAGAGGCUUUUAUUUAAUGUUAUAAAUAAUAAUAUUUAUUUAUAAAUUAGUGAUAUAAAUUAGUUUGUUCGAAGCAGAGGAAGUACAUUAUAUUACUUGAUAAUAACACCUUCUCAUUAUGUUUAGUCGUUCAACUCCAACUAAGAUAUGCACUUGUACCUACGUGUGUUUUGACGUGGAUUUUGCUUAAACUUAGUUUAGUUUCAUUUAAAACCACUUUAACGCACAUGGAUUGAGAUGGACAGAUAAAUGUUUGUUUUCUAGGUGUAUGAUUGUACGUUCCUUUUAAAAUAGUGACUAAAGACACAUAUAAUUUGGUUCGUUUGAUUAUUUUCUUUUCAAUACAUGGAAGUUUGUAUA
This is a messenger RNA of Sorghum bicolor (sorghum), 2391 nucleotides long. RefSeq lists its product as uncharacterized. Bases 252 to 1976 code for a protein of 574 amino acids. Gene Ontology annotation, molecular function: glycosyltransferase activity. The record is from RefSeq and is a predicted model, not a curated record. Lineage: Eukaryota; Viridiplantae; Streptophyta; Magnoliopsida; Poales; Poaceae. The transcript has a single exon.